AUGUCGCGUGCAGCUCACGAGGCACACGCCCCGACAAGCAUCCGCACCUCCUCUUCCUCCUCAUCCGCGCAGUCUUCCAGGAACGCGGUCGACAGUCAUCCGGCUAAGACGAAGUGUGAACUUGCUUCUGCUUCUCGCUCUGGAAGGAAAGCAGCCACGCUGCCACCAGCGUCAUCAGGGGCGAUUCAAGGGGCAAGGAUGUCGGCUAAUGUCACCGAGGAAGCGGCGGCGUCAACGCCGCACGCACCCGGAAAGGCCACAUUAACGGAGUCUGAAAAGCGUCGCCAGAAGACACUCUUCUUGGGUGAGUCGGAGCAGUUCGCCUUCGACUUUGGCGGCGCUGUAACGGAGAUCGCUGAGACCGUCUUUGAAGCCGACGCAGCGCAGCGGGUAGCACAACGGGCUGAGGAGCUAGAGGAUACUACCGCUCGUGUUCGGGCCGCGUCUGCUUCGCACGUCACCGCGGCCCCACGGCUUCUGACGCUAGUGGAGGUGAACGCGUAUGCGGCAGAUGCCAUGCAACAGGGUCCGCGGCGCUUCCUGACUCUGGCCAAGGCGGGGUCACGCAAGCGGGCCGUCACAACGACGUUCUCUGCCCAUGGGCCGCAGGAUGAGGCGGCGUCCGUCAACUCCGCGCCAUCAGCCCCUCAGCGAGCGGGAGAUGAGAAUGGUGCCACCCUGGCGGAGGCUAUUCCACAGUUCCAGGCAGCCUUGCGUCGAUACGAGGCGGACCUCUGGCGUGCGCAUAAGCAGCGCCGUGAGGAGGAAGCGCGGCAGCGCAGCAAGAGCACGCGCAGUCAACACGCGUAG
This is a messenger RNA of Leishmania mexicana MHOM/GT/2001/U1103, 810 nucleotides long. RefSeq lists its product as hypothetical. Bases 1 to 810 code for a protein of 269 amino acids. The transcript has a single exon. Lineage: Eukaryota; Euglenozoa; Kinetoplastea; Trypanosomatida; Trypanosomatidae. The record is from RefSeq and is a predicted model, not a curated record.